GGGUCGUCGCGCGCAUCUUAGCUCUCAUGGUCUACAAACAUUGACCCAGUGGAUCGUCAGUACACGGUUAGUGUGAAGUGUGAAAAAAUGGCGGAUGUCGACUUGAAUAUCGACAAUUUAAUUCAGAGAUUACUUGACGUAUUUAAAACACCAAAUGAACAACAAGUUGUUCAACCGAAGAAAGGCAGACUUACUGAUAUAUUCUUGUCGGAUUUUUCGGUUCGAGCAUGUCGCCCAGGAAAGUCAGUUAUUAUGACGGAGGCUGAAGUACGUGGUCUAUGUCUAAAAAGCCGUGAGAUAUUUUUACAACAGCCGAUCCUAUUGGAAUUAGAAGCACCACUAAAAAUAUGUGGUGAUAUACAUGGACAGUACACAGAUUUAUUGCGCCUGUUUGAAUACGGGGGUUUUCCGCCCGAAUCAAAUUAUCUAUUUUUGGGUGAUUAUGUCGACAGAGGUAAACAAUCACUCGAAACAAUAUGUUUGUUACUAGCAUACAAAAUAAAGUAUCCUGAAAAUUUUUUUUUACUACGCGGUAAUCACGAAUGUGCUAGUAUAAAUAGGAUAUAUGGCUUCUAUGAUGAAUGCAAACGUAGGUAUAAUAUCAAACUGUGGAAAACAUUCACGGAUUGUUUCAAUUGUCUACCUAUCGCUGCUAUCAUCGAUGAAAAAAUUUUCUGUUGUCACGGCGGACUCAGCCCUGAUCUUCAGGGAAUGGAACAAAUUAGGAGAAUCAUGCGACCGACAGACGUACCAGACACUGGAUUGCUCUGCGAUUUGUUGUGGUCAGACCCCGACAAAGACGUUCAGGGUUGGGGUGAAAAUGACCGUGGUGUUUCUUUCACCUUUGGCCCUGACGUAGUGUCUAAGUUCUUGAAUCGUCAUGAUAUGGAUCUAAUAUGCCGUGCGCAUCAAGUUGUAGAGGAUGGUUACGAGUUUUUCGCAAAACGUCAGCUUGUCACGCUAUUCUCCGCCCCUAAUUACUGCGGUGAAUUUGAUAAUGCUGGUGGUAUGAUGAGUGUUGACGAAAAUCUUAUGUGCAGUUUUCAGAUUUUAAAACCGUCCGAGAAAAAAGCCAAGUAUCAAUACGGUGGCAUGCCUGGAAUUCAAACAGGAAGACCAUCAACCCCGCAAAAAAAUCCAACUAAGAAAAGCAAAAAAUGAUCUUCACCAGCUGAUCCAGGAUAGCAUUCACUCAUGUCAUUUUAGUUGCGGAGGCGUUCAAUUAUUCUAUUGAGCCGAUAACGUAACAGUCGAAUGUUUACAAGUACCUUCCUCUUCCUAUUAACUCGAUUAAUUACAUUAUAUUACAUAUAUUUAAACUCAAAUAUCAUAUUACUAUUAUUGUUACAAAAAAAUAAUAUUAUUAUUAA
This is a messenger RNA of Cotesia glomerata, 1370 nucleotides long. Its product is annotated as serine/threonine-protein phosphatase PP1-beta catalytic subunit. Gene Ontology annotation, molecular function: protein serine/threonine phosphatase activity. Gene Ontology annotation, cellular component: cytoplasm; nucleus. The record is from RefSeq and is a predicted model, not a curated record. Lineage: Eukaryota; Metazoa; Arthropoda; Insecta; Hymenoptera; Braconidae. Bases 88 to 1161 code for a protein of 357 amino acids. The transcript has 7 exons.